Metarhizium acridum CQMa 102 is the source of this 696-nucleotide messenger RNA. RefSeq lists its product as uncharacterized. Lineage: Eukaryota; Fungi; Ascomycota; Sordariomycetes; Hypocreales; Clavicipitaceae. The record is from RefSeq and is a predicted model, not a curated record.
AUGGCUGGCGCAUUCAAUAUUCAACUCUUCAGGGAGAAAACCGGCAAAGGGGAGACGAUCAGCCAGGGUUACAACGUCACUUGGAACACGAUGGACGUUCAUAUGGUGAUGAGGUCCUUCUACGAUCCCGGAAAAAAGCCAGGCUCCUUAGCAAUCGAGGUGUUGAAUACGACAACCGCGGCCGAGACUCCCCAGCCGUCGGUGGAGUUCCAGAUUGCAGAAUAUAAGCCGGGGUCUAAAAGAAUUCUCAUUGACAUUCCCAUCGAAAAAGACGAGGACAACGCCAACGAUUAUAAGUUGCAGGCGACAUUCAAGUCCAGCGGGGACAUAGAAUGUGACAUCUUCUCUGUGCCCGAAACAGACUCCCAGCCGCAAUAUCCUUUGGAAACCAACAAGACGAAUAAAUUCAAGAUCUGGACCAGUCGAGUCAAAAAUAUUGUCCAACCGCGGCCGAAAUCGACCGUGUACCUUCUUUGGGCGCAGGACCCGUGGGGCAGUGGGAACUGGAGGCUUUCCGAGAGACGGCCGGGGAAGCCAUAUAACGGCAAUGGUGUAUUUGCAGAUAGAGUUUUUGGGAGGUUUGAUAGCGUAGAGCAGACAAUGUUCAUGGAAGGUGAUCGGGGAUGGAUCUUCGAAUACGUGGCGUGCGUGAUGUUGGCGACCCGGCUCCUCCACUUUCAUAAGGGCACUGAGUAA